Molecule: messenger RNA, 1543 nt
Organism: Melanotaenia boesemani (Boeseman's rainbowfish)
Lineage: Eukaryota; Metazoa; Chordata; Actinopteri; Atheriniformes; Melanotaeniidae
Product: fetuin-B-like
Exons: 7
Coding region: 216-1280 (354 amino acids)
Biological process (GO): negative regulation of endopeptidase activity
Cellular component (GO): extracellular region
Molecular function (GO): cysteine-type endopeptidase inhibitor activity
Source: RefSeq, a predicted model, not a curated record
AAGUCCAGCAUCCGGCUCAUAUGUGUCUGUUGAAACUCUGUAAAAACUAGGAUUAGAGGUCUUGUAAAGAAAGAUUUUCAGACUGGUGAAUGUGUUAUUCUAAAUGUUAAAUUAUCUACUUAAAUAGUUUUUUGUUUUGUUUUUUUUUCUUUUUAGUAAUCGCACUGGAUUAAACCAGAGUUCUUACUGAACACAGUCUGUGUGUUUGUUAGAGGAUGAGCGUGUACCUGCUAAUCCUGUGUUUGGCUUUGCUGCAGCAGGAGGGGAGAGCCAGGCCCGACCCACCAGGCUGCAAUAGCCCUGAUGCUGUGAGAGUGGCAGAAGAGGCCCUGGAGCAGAUCAACCAGGACAGGACAGACGGUUACAUCCUGAGCCUCAACAGGCUGUAUGAUCUCUCUUACACUCCAGAACAGGAGAAAGGUGGAUCACACUACAAAAUGACUAUUGACGUUAUGGAGACCAAAUGUCACAUCACUAGCAGGAAACCAUGGAAGCAAUGCAAAGUCAGAGGUAUUGGAGAUAUUCCAGUGUAUGGAGAGUGUCAGUUAUCUGCCUACGUUGGCACUCAAGUCAAACUUCAAAGCUACUCCUGUGCACUGCGUGAAGUUCCUGCUACUGCGGUGGUGCAUGUGUGCCCAGACUGUCCCACGGCUGAAAACUUGAAUGAGCCCAUCGUCAAGGAGACAGCCAAUCUCUCCCUGCAACGGUUUAAUGAAGAGAGUCGCCUGGCUAACUACUUCACUCUGGAGAACAUUACAAAAGCCAGUUUACAGUGGGUUGUUGGCCCAUCCUACUUUGUGGAGUUCACCAUUCUGGAGACCGUCUGUUCAAAGGAAGCAGGAGCCAGCGAACUAAGCAGCUGCCAACCUAUGGACUGUCAGUUUGCUCAUAGAGGCUUCUGUUUAGGGUCCCACGUGGCUCAUGAGGAGCAGGUUGAACUCAGAAACCCUGUUGGCAAAAAGAGCAGCUUCUUUCAGAACAAGAAACCUGUAGAGGUGGAGUGUGAGAUCUAUGAACCUCAGGCUGCUACUUUAGAGGAGCAGGCACACGCACAAGCAGACAAUGGACACACUGAGCAUCAGCACCACAAUCACACACACCUUCAUCCGCAUGAACACAUGCACUCAGUCACACCAACCUCAGACAUCACUGUCUCCAAACCAAGGCCAUUCCUUGGUACUGUGGUGGAUCAGCCUGCCUCUCCUAGAUCCUCUCCAUCCGCCAGCUCCUGCCCCGGUCCCCGAAGAAACAACCUGGGUUUAGAAAGACUCAAGCUCUGAUUUCUGGACAGAUCUUUAUUCAAUGACUGAAGCUUUAUCUUGUAAUUACAAAGAAACAAAUCUGAUAGUAACUUAUACUCAAAUCCUUCCUGUAAGUUAUCAGAUUGGCUGUUUGAUUAAAGUAUUUUUCUCUAGAAUAUCUCUAACAUAUUAAAUCUAAUAUAAAUGCCUCAUUCAUUUGCUAAAAUGAAGUAAAAAGAUCUUCCUCUGUCUGAAUUCUUUGCUAACAAAGACUUGUCUUGAAAUAAAACAUUAAGAAAUAA